Messenger RNA from Cylindrotheca closterium, 4203 nucleotides. NCBI's taxonomy places the organism in Eukaryota, Bacillariophyta, Bacillariophyceae, Bacillariales, Bacillariaceae. The record is from the annotation of a GenBank genome assembly.
AUGGUUCAUCUUCCACUGCUCCUGGCCUUGACAAAGUCCAGAGGAUGUCUAUCCUUUGCAUUCACUUCCACAAGGAUGACGUCUGGUAUUCGUAUUCAUGAUAUUCAGAAAUCAGAGCAUCACCGACUAUUUUCUCGGCACUACAUGGCGGCUUCGUCCAAUGAUGUAUCGUCACCAGAAGUACCACCUGUGGAAAUCUCCCCAUCCACCCACGGAACUCUGCCAUUGACUGGUAAUUCCUUUGUGCAGUCCAACGAAACGAUGAAUGAAAAAUUAAGCGCUGUCUUGAAACAAGAAGGAUGGACACGGCCAACGACCAUUCAGGCAAAUGCCAUUCCACUGCUGCGCAAAGAGUUUGAUGUCAUGGCAUCCUCUCAGACAGGAUCGGGAAAGUCACUCAUGUUUUCACUGCCCAUGGUGGAACGUAUUGUACUCGAGUCUUCAAAUACAAAGAAUAAUCGAGUCAUGGGUAUGGUGAUUUCUCCCACAAGAGAACUUGCCAUUCAGACGGCUGGAGUGUUAAAGACACUGACCAAAAAUUAUCCGCACCUGAAAGUUUCGCUUGCGACGGGGGGUGGAAAUACCAAGCAACAACGACAAGAAUUGGCUUCGGCGAGUAUUGUUGUUGGUACUCCGGGGCGAAUAUUGCAGUUUACCGAUGAGCGAAACUUGUCCUUACAAAAUCUAAAGUUCUUGGUAAUUGAUGAAGCCGAUCGACUGAUGGAUCUCGGUUUUGAACCACAGCUGACCCGAAUUGCGAGGCUUCUCAAAACUAAGAGGCAGCAUCAAAGUGUUUUGUGUUCUGCUACUUUCCCUACUUCGGUACAACGGAUUGCUGCUGACUUUUUGCGGCCGGAGUAUUACUUUGUGAGUGUGGGAAGGGUAGGUUCUACUCAUGCUCGAAUCAAGCAACGCUUUGAAUGGAUGGGCAAUGAUGCGGGCAAGGUAAAGGCAGUCACUCGUCAUGUCACACAAUUCUUGAAACGAUCCAACGGAAACAAGAACAACAGUAUUAUUGUCUUUGCCAACAUGAAACAAGACGUUGACCAGUAUGGCAAAGCAUUGGCCAGCAGUGGAAUCAAGUGCCGGAUCAUUCAUGGGGACAAGGAGCAGAGCGAUCGGAAUCAAGCCUUGAGGGACUUUUCGAAUAAAAAGGCACAAGUCUUGGUGGCAACCGACGUGGCAGCACGGGGAUUGGACGUUUCACACAUCGGUUUGGUUAUUCAAGCGGAUGCCCCCAGCAAUGUUGAUUCCUACACGCAUCGUGUCGGAAGAACGGGCCGGGCGGGUGCCAAAGGAGAGGCAGUAACAUUUUUGAACAAUAAGAACCUCAGAGUUGCUGGUGAAUUGCUGGAACUAUUGUACGAAGCUGACCAACCAGUGCCGGCUUGGCUUGUCGGCAUGGCUUAUUCUUCCAAAGCACACGCCAUGCAAGAGGAGGCACAAAUAUCGGCAGGGACACUGACGGAGAGCGAAAAGGAAGAGCAAGAAAAUGUAGUCAAUGACGAGUUUUCAGGGCAGGAUUUUCGGCGUCACGCAGUGGAAGGUUCCUACGGUGCUGGGCGGGAUACGUCCUAUCGGUCAUUCGAUGAUGAAGCCUACAGUCCCAGUGUGCAAGUAGACUUGGUAGGAGACCAAUCACCAAUUCCGAAAGCAGAGAACUCUUUUUCUACCGAGAUGGAUACUUCAGGUGACACCGAUACAGUUGCUCCUUCAGUUUCAAUGCCCAAGCUCAUCGAAUCCAAGCCGAGCCGGCAGCUUGCGGAAGCCCUUGAGGAAAUGAAUCAAGGAAAGGGAUUCGGCAGCAAGCCCGAUGCUAAGAUCUAUACAACACUUUCCAGAAACCGAAACCAAAAACUACCAUUUGAAUACCUCGGUAAUUUUCCAUUUGACGAAGUUUUGCCGCUGCUUCGAUCCACAAAACGAGACUACCGAAAUACAGCGCACUCAUCAUUGCCACGGAUACUCAUGGUUGCUGAAAAACCGUCAAUUGCCCUCGCAAUUGCAGAGGCGCUCAGUGGAAAAAGAGGGCCCCGAAAACGUUUUGGGAUAUCACGAGCGCUGCCUGUUUAUGAAUUUGUAUCAGAAGCCUUUGAGCCCCUGAAUGAAUCCGGGUCUCCUACAAAGUGUCUGGUGACUGUUACAUCAGUCGUUGGACAUCUUUUCUCGCUUGGGUUUGACAGUAAGGACCAGCGGCAAAGCGAUCCUUCUGACUUUUUCCGCUUGCCAAUCGUGAAACAAGAGGAGUCGACAACUUCUAAACUUCGAGUCAUGGACCAUCUUCGUGCUCUAGCUGCUGACUCGGACCACUUAGUUUUGUGGUUGGACUGUGAUCCUGAAGGAGAGAACAUUGCUCAUGAAGUCAUCGCUGUGACUAGACGUGCGAUUGAAGCAAAAGAAGGAGGGGCUGCCGAUCGCAUUCACCGAGCAAAGUUCUCGGCUAUCACAGCAAAGGCUCUUCAGGAUGCCUUCAAGACUCUUCAGAAACCUGAUGCGGAUCUCUCCAGAUCUGUGGAUGCACGACAAGAACUUGAUCUUCGUAUUGGUGUGGCUUUGACACGACUGCUAACAUGGAAGUGUGUUGGUGCAGCGCGAAAACGAUUCUCUCCGGCAACCAAAUUUGUUUCCUAUGGACCAUGUCAAACCCCGGCCUUGUCAUUUUGCGUCGACCGCGCUCAUGAGAUCCAAAAGUUUGCUCCAACCACGUUCUGGGAACUACAAAUUGAAGCAAGUCCAGACUCUGAUAAAAAGAACAAUCGUCCACUGAAGUGGACGGGUUCCAAUGGAUCUGCUGAAAUGGGAGACAAUUCGACCCCUAACAAAGUGACUGCAGAGAAGCUUGUCAAGAUUGCUUCAAAAUCUGGUGCACAUGUUGUGGUUGAAUCCAUCCGAGAGGAAAAUUGCAAAGUCAGUGCACCAGUGGGCCUAAACACGGUUGCUCUCCUCGAGGCUGGUUCAAAAGCACUUGGCAUGUCACCAAAGAAAGUCAUGAGUGUUGCAGAGAAGCUCUAUAGCGAUGGUUACAUCUCAUACCCGAGGACUGAGACCACGCGCUACGAUCCUACUGGUUUUGAUGUCCGAACUACCUUGAGGCAGCAUUCGAAGCAUGGCGAAUGGGGGAAAAGCGUAUCCUAUCUCUUGCGAACAAAGUACAGCAACCACGGAAGCCCCCCGACUCGUGGACGAGAUGUUGGAGAUCAUCCACCAAUCACUCCACUCAAGGCGGCUUCAAGACAAGAGAUCGGCAAUGGUCCACCGUGGAGAAUAUACGAAUUCAUCGUGCGUACAUUCCUCGGCUCAUUGCAUAACGAUCUGCACUAUUUGCGAACGGUAGCGUCGCUCAAGUUGGUUGGUGAAGGCUCUGCAGAUCAAGAAUCGGGGGCUGAUUUCGAAUUAGAAGUCGUCACUGUGGACUCAUUAGGAUUCGCUGACGUUUGCCGUUGGGUCCUCCGUGACAUUGGUGCAAGUCGUGAACAGUCGGAAAUGUCAGAACUAUCCAUUGGGCAAGAGCUAAGUAUCACAAAGGCUGCAGUGAGAGAACGAGAGACACGGCCCCCGAGGUUCUUACAAGAGCAUGAAUUGAUUCGAUUGAUGGACGAAAAUAGGAUUGGAACUGAUGCCAUCAUGGCAGUUCAUGUCAACAAUAUCAUUGAUCGAGGAUAUGUCAUUCUUUGUGACGAGGCUGGAGUACCCCUUCGUGCUCCGCGGCCUCCUAGACCUGGAAGCAAGCCUCUUCCACGACAGAUUGGCCGCUACAUGGUACCCACUGCACUUGGCCUAAAUCUCAUUGCACUCUUUGGCAACGAAACGAACGAAGCAACACCUGCUCUCCUAGUAAAGCCGUCGAUUCGACAGAAGAUGGAAGAAGAAGUGAAGCAGAUCGCAUUGGGCGUGUUCGAGAAAGACGAGUGUGUUCAAACAAACCUGGAUUGGUUUGAGUCAAGGUACCAAGAGUUUUUCGAAUCAUUAUCUCGUGAUCGAGUUAAUGAAUUUGCUCGGGAACUGUCUCCAACAUCGAAGAGCUUGGAGAACUGGCGCAAAACUGGGGUCUUCGAGCCGAAACAGACGGUAGCAAUCAAGAAAUCAACCAAACCCAAACCAAGAAAUACCCAGCAAGGUAAAAAUAGCAACAAGCAAGGAGGGAACAAGAAGAAGAAUAGAGGAGCUUGGAAGUCAAGAAGUAGGCAGACAGCCAAGAAGUAA